Molecule: messenger RNA, 1245 nt
Organism: Owenia fusiformis
Lineage: Eukaryota; Metazoa; Annelida; Polychaeta; Sabellida; Oweniidae
Source: the annotation of a GenBank genome assembly
AAAAUAACCGUAUUUUAGAAUAGUGUACCUAUAGUUUCUACAGCAUAACUUCAAACUGACAAGGUAUUUCAUUGGAACAUCUGUAAGGUGAUGGUCAUUAAAACAAUAUCGUGUCACGUGCAAGAUUUGUUAGCAUUGACUCGCACAGACAUUUCCAUGAUUUUAUUUUGUAGUACAUGUAUAUGGACACUUUAUCUGUUUCAUUUUUGGGAAACGCACGCAACUGGGUUAAAAUGCUAAACAAAAAAAGAUACGAGAUGAUGGCAGUUGAUCUUUGACUUUCUUGUGUUUAUGUCGGUGUGAACAAACAUUAACUAAAAUUAAAAUAUAUGCAUAAGGCAAACUAUUAAAGAGAAGUUGUUUACUGGUACACUGUAAAUGACUGAAUCUAUAUCGUAUGUGACGAGACGCAAGAUUCUACAGACAUCAACCAGGGGUCAAAUUAAACGAUCCGAGAUAUCGUAAAUAACAAUACAAAAGACAUCGACUUAGGAAUUACAACACCAUUGCAACAUACUUUAAAAAUUCAGUUUAUUUGGUUGGGCUCAUCCGUACCAAGUCAGCUAUAAUGUCAGACACAGAAUCAAUGGAACGAGGACUUAUGGCAGAAAAUGUAUCUAUGGUGCAUAAACCACCUCACAAAGUAUGGCCCAAGUGCUUUACCAUAACUGUCAUCGUUACCCUAGUAACCGCAUCAUUGUUGCUAGGCAUCUGGGUAACAGUGUCCGAAUUCCAAAAACUAAAAUCAAACCAGGAGGAGAGUCAACAGAAGAUACAAGAAGUUGUUAAGGCGCAACAACAAAGAGAUAAUAUGAUAAGUAAACUAAAGCACAAAAUACACCACUUGCAACGAGAAGUACAUCCACAGGGAACAGUCUUAACCCGCAAAGUGGAUUCAAAAAUACAUAGUGGUAAAGUUAAACACGCAAAGGAGAGUGGGAGCUGAUGGAAUAACACAAUGAUUGCACUGUACAUAGUUCAAAAUGUAUAUAUCUGAAAGCAUUGACUAUCGAUAGUAGAUUGAAACUGUAUAUAAUUGAUGGGGACUACUGGUAUUAUUGAAAAUGUAUAUGUUGACAUUAUAGACAACAAAUAUUUAUGCCAUAGACAAUUCCAUUUACAUUUAAUACAACUACAGUAAAACCUGCCUGAUGGAACACCUUUCUGCAAGGAACAGUUUUCAAAAGAAUCAAAUAUUUUUUUACAAUUGUUAACGUGUUUACGUAAGGAACAUGUCAGCUUGGA